AUGGAGGACAACAGCACGCAAGUUAGCUUGAAGGUCUCCUCCAGCGCUGGCAAUGAUGGAAAACUCCAUGACACAGAGCAGCAAGAUGACGAAAAGAUAUAUCCGCCCAAGAAAGUUGUUCUUCCAGCUAUGGCUGCUAUCUACCUGGCAGUGUUUCUUGUUGCACUUGACAGAACAAUCAUUGGCACAGCGGUGCCUUCCAUCUCGAACCACUUCAACAGCUUUGGAGACAUAGCCUGGUACGAAUCAGGUUUCCUUCUUCCACUCUGUGCUCUACAGCUAUCGUUUGGCCUUGUGUACACGUACUACCCUUCCAAAUGGGUUCUGAUCAUCCUCGUCUCCAUAUUUGAGAUUGGAUCGAUAAUCUGUGCCUCUGCGCCUUCAAGCAAUGCUCUCAUUGUUGGAAGGGUAGUACAAGGAGUUGGUGGAGCAGGCAUCGGGUCCGGGGCUAUCAUACUUAUCAGCAAGCUUGUGCCUCUCCAAGCUCGACCUCAUAUACUUGGGCCGCUCCUGGGAGGCUAUUUGACUUCGAUUACCUGGAGAUGGUGCUUCUGGAUCAACGUCCCGAUUGGUGGUGUGUCAUUAGCAUGUCUUGUGUUCUUCACACCAAACAGCCCGUCUGCUAUCAAGGCUGCUCCGACCUGGCGUGGGAAGCUCAACCAGCUCGAUCCGCUGGGUUUCAUCCUUGUAGCACCUUCAGUCAUCUGCCUACUGUUCGCUAUCGAGUGGGGUGGUUCAAAGUAUCCUUGGAACAGCGGUCGUAUCAUCGCAUUGUUCGUCGUCUUCGGCGUCCUCCUCCUCGCCUUCAUAGCUUCUCAAGCCUGGCGCGGAGACAAAGCAACCCUGCCUCCAAGAAUCUUGCGACAGCGCAGCAUAAUCUCUGCAUCCCUGGCGAAUGUAGGGGUUGGAUCUCUGCUCGUCCUCUACGCCUUCUACCUCCCAAUCUGGUUCCAGGUUAUCCAAGGAAAAUCGCCGCAAAAGUCUGACCUGUCGCUAUUGCCGCUUCUCCUCAGCAAUGUGUUUGCAGUUAUAUCGUGUGGUGUCUCGACGAGUGUUGUGGGAUACUACACGCCAUUCCUGAUUGUCGGGAGCGCGCUAUUGAUUGUAGGGUCAGCACUGAUCACGACAUGGUCGGUAAGCAUUGGGUCAGGAACAUGGAUUGGAUAUCAGAUCAUCACAGGACUGGGACUCGGUGCAGUCUUGCAAGGUCCGAACAUAGCAGCACAGACUGUCCUUUCGGAUGCCGACGUAUCUAUUGGCUUGUCUUUCUUGCAAUUUAUCAGCUUCUUCGCAGGCAGUACCUUUAUCAUGGUCUCACAGACACUUCUUGAGAACAGCUUGGUCUCCGGGUUGAAGGACAUAUUACCCAACUUGGAUCCUAGCACUAUAUCAGGUGGGGGAGCAAGCACUGUCCAAAACUUGGUGUCUUCAGACCAACUUCCGAUCGUGCUUCGAGUCUACAACGAUGCGCUCAGAUCGGUCUGGUACCUGGGCCUGGGACUGGCUUGUCUUGUGUUUGUGGCGUCAUGGGGUUUUGAGUGGAAAAGCGUCAAGGCAAAAACGCAGGGCGGCGUCAACGACAAAGUGUGA
Molecule: messenger RNA, 1590 nt
Organism: Aureobasidium namibiae CBS 147.97
Lineage: Eukaryota; Fungi; Ascomycota; Dothideomycetes; Dothideales; Saccotheciaceae
Product: MFS general substrate transporter
Exons: 4
Coding region: 1-1590 (529 amino acids)
Biological process (GO): transmembrane transport
Molecular function (GO): transmembrane transporter activity
Source: RefSeq, a predicted model, not a curated record